AUGGGCCCUCUGUGGACCCCACCUUCCCCUUUCCUCCUCUUGUUUGGGGAGUCUGCCUCUCUGAGGACCCAUGACUACCCCAGCUGCCCAGAUAGGGGCCCAGGGAAACUGGAAGCCAGUAAAGUUGUCCUCUUGCCCAGUUGUCCUGGAACCCCAGGAAGUCCUGGGGAGAAGGGAGAACCAGGUCCUCAAGGGCAGCCUGGACCACUGGGCAAGAUGGGUCCCAAGGGUGAGCCUGGGGACUAUUCAGUGAACUUGCUGUGGGGACAGGAAGGCCCUGGGAGCUUCCAGGAGCUGCUGAGCCGGAAGACCACUUUGAGUGACUGGUACCAUCUGUGCCUACCUGAGGGCUGAGCCCUCCCAGUCUUUUGUCCCAUGGAUUCCUUCUGCUCUUGGUCUUCCUACACAGCAGGUGUGGGGAGCCAGGAGUCUGAAUUCUGGCUGGGGAAUUUGCACCAGCUUACUCUCCAGGGCACCCAGGAGCUGUGGGUGGAGCCGGAGGACUUAGGCAACCACACCUUUGUUCCCUGUAGGUCCUUCCUCCUCCUAGUGGAGGCAGACCAUCACCAGCUGUUGCUGGGCAGGUUCUCAGAGGGCAGGGCAGGGGCCUCCCAGAGCUUCCACGCCGGGAAACCCUUUCCCACCGACCAUGAUACAAGUGGGAGAAAUUCAGUGACUCUUCCCGGAGCCUGGCGGCACGGAUCCUGCUAUCAGACCAAUCUCAACAGGCGCUACUUGAUGUUCAAAGCCCCUGCCCAUAAUUGUAGCAUUGAAAGGGCCUCACACCAAGGCGUGGGGCACCCUUACCACAGGGAUUAAAUGGUGCUUCACUAG
Budorcas taxicolor (takin) is the source of this 834-nucleotide messenger RNA. RefSeq names its product ficolin 3 (gene FCN3). NCBI's taxonomy places the organism in Eukaryota, Metazoa, Chordata, Mammalia, Artiodactyla, Bovidae. The record is from RefSeq and is a predicted model, not a curated record.